This is a messenger RNA of Trifolium pratense (red clover), 2166 nucleotides long. Its product is annotated as arginine decarboxylase-like. The record is from RefSeq and is a predicted model, not a curated record. Lineage: Eukaryota; Viridiplantae; Streptophyta; Magnoliopsida; Fabales; Fabaceae. The transcript has 4 exons. Gene Ontology annotation, molecular function: catalytic activity. The coding region runs from base 279 to 2021 and encodes 580 amino acids.
GAAAAGAAACCUCAUUAAAGGUAGGAAAAUAAAAAUUUGAAAAACAGUAAAUCAUACCCAUACCCAUGUAUCCCGUGAUGUUAUUCAUGACUGUACAAACAUAUCUUAAAUGUCUUCAAAGAGUUAGUACAGUAACCUGUAUCUUAGGCUCUUGAAUGUCUUCAGAGAGUUAGUACAGUAACCUGUAUCUUAGGCUAUUAGUAAGGGGAUUAAGAUAAAUAAGAGUGGUAGAGGAAACAAGCUCAGAGCAGAAGGUGGUGGAAGAAGAAAGAAAGAAAAUGGUGUAUGCUUCACUCUCAUUAUCAUCACUUCCACUUUCGAUCUCGCCGGCUUUCAGCCCCAAAAGGCCAAACUGCUUUCAAUUUUCUGAAGUUUCCAACAAAUUCAAUUCCAGGCCUUCGCCAAUGACUCCGUCUUGUUGCUCUCAGGAACGGAGCACUGCAGUUCAAGAAUAUGGGCAAGAUGAGAGCAUUGGGACGGUGAACACCGCAUCAAUCACAAACAACACCGCUUUGUGCAACAAUUCACCAGAGCUUCAGAAGAGAAGCCAACCUCCUCUAGUCAGUGCACUGAAAGCCUCAGCUGAAGCAAAUGCUGCCAGUUUUCACUUUCCUGGACAUAACAGAGGCCAUGCCGCUCCUGCUUCAUUGACUCGACUCAUUGGAAUAAGACCGUACGCUCAUGAUUUGUCCAGCAUUCCGGAACUUGACAACCUCUUUUGUCCCCAAGGACCCAUAUUAGAAGCACAAAAAGAAGCAGCUAAACUGUUUGGAUCAUCAGAAACAUGGUUUCUUGUCAACGGUACUACUUGUGGGGUCCAGGCGGCAAUAAUGGCAACCUGUUCACCGGGAGAAUUUCUGAUUCUUCCGAGGAAUUGUCAUUUAUCGGCUAUAUCUGCCUUGGUAUUAUCUGGUGCAGUGCCUAAGUACAUUGUUCCUGAUUAUAAAAAUGAUUGGGACAUCGCUGGUGGCGUCACUCCAUUACAAGUAUUGAACGCUAUCCAAGAACUAGAACUCGACGGAAAAAAAGCAGCAGCAGUUUUCAUCACUUCACCCACUUAUCAUGGUGUUUGCAGUAACUUGAGCGACAUUUCUGAGUUGUGUCAUUCUCAGAAAAUUCCUUUGAUCGUUGAUGAAGCUCAUGGUGCACAUCUAGGAUUUCAUCCUAAACUCCCUAGCUCAGCCCUCCAGCAAGGGGCUGAUCUCAUUGUACAGUCUACUCAUAAGGUUCUUUGCUCUUUCACUCAGUCAUCUAUGCUGCACAUGUCAGGUGACAUUGUAGAUAAGGAAAAUAUAUCUAGGUGUCUCCAAACUCUCCAAAGCACAAGUCCUAGUUACCUGCUUUUGGCAUCCCUAGAUGCUGCUAGAGCUCAACUUAGUGAAAGCCCUGAUAUUUUAUUCGACCAAGCAAUUGCACUAGCCAAUGAAGCAAAGUGCUUGCUAAAGCAAAUCCCUGGAAUCUCAGUACUUGAUAAUUCAAGCUUUCCGAACUUUCCUGCAUUUGAUCCAUUGCGGCUUACUAUAGGUUUUUGGGAGCUUGGUAUUUCAGGUUACAAAGCAAAUGAAGUCUUAUGCAGGGAUUUCGGAAUCGUCCGUGAACUUGUUGGGAAUAAAUCUAUCACUUAUGCACUUAAUCUUGGAACUUGUAGAGACCAUGUCCAAAGGCUUAUAUCGGGAGUGAAGUAUUUAGCUGCAACAUGUUCUACUGUUCAGCAACCUAAAGACAGGUUGCUUACUGAUCAUGCACCCUUUGAUGAUAUAAUCAUGAGUUUGACCCCUAGAGAUGCAUUUUUUGCAAGUAAAAGAAAAGUAACGGUGAAGGAGAGCAUCGGUAAGGUUUCGGGGGAGCUUAUAUGUCCAUACCCUCCAGGCAUACCAGUAUUGAUCCCCGGCGAGGUUAUUACUGAGAGAGCUGUCGAUUAUCUACUCAGUGUAAGAAGUAAAGGUGCUGAUAUUAGUGGAGCAUCUGACCCCUUACUUUCAUCUAUAGUUGUCGCCAAUGUAGGUGGUGAGAACUAUUAGAUAUAAAAGUUAGUUAUAACAGUCAGUAAUACUAGUUAGCUGGACUUGUUAGUUAUUCUUUUCAUUGGCUACAUAAGCCUCAUGUACUCCUUAGUUUAAUCUAUAUUCUCUCGUUAUCAAUAUAAAUCCAAUUUACCUUUCUCUA